This is a messenger RNA of Prorocentrum cordatum, 768 nucleotides long. The record is from the annotation of a GenBank genome assembly. Lineage: Eukaryota; Dinophyceae; Prorocentrales; Prorocentraceae.
GAGGAAGCGCCCCGCCGCGCCGGCGCCCGCCGGCAGCGGCGAAGGCAGCGCCGCGCCCACGCUGAAGCGGCGCAGGCAGGGCGCCGCCGCGGCCGCAGCUCCUGCGGAGCGCGCGGGCCCCGCGACCGCGGGCGUGGGGGCCGCGCCGGUGCGGGCCCAGGCGCUGGCAGACAUCCGCGCCGCCAUCGCCGAGCAGAACGGCGCCAUCCGGGCGUGCGUCGACGGCUGGCACUCGAAGUACAAGCCGGUGCUGGGGGGCUACAGGAGGUUCGUGGCUUCCUGCCCCGAGCUGGAGCUGACCGGCGUCGACGAGGACGACGGCAACUUCCUGGUGACGAGGGCGGGCGAGGCGCCCCCGCCGGGCUUCCUCGCCGGCAGGGGCACGCGGACCUGGCAGAAGCACGCGGCGGCCGGCUGGCGGGCGUACUGCCGGGUGACGCCCCCGGCCGAGCGGGCGCUGGAAGCGCACUUCGCCGCGCUCCUGCGGGCCGCGCCGCGGAGAAGAUGAACUCAAAGCAAUCGAGGGCCGAGGCUCGAGGCCCUCCUCGAGGCCUCGGGCGACGCGGCCUGCCUCGCGGCGCUGACGGCCGCGGCGCAGAACAGCGGCUUCCCCGCGGCCAAGGCCUGCGCGCUGCAGGCGCCGGCGCCCGCCGGCGCGGGCGAGGUGGCGGCCUCGGGCGGGGCGGCGGCGACCGAGGCCGGCAGGCGGAAGAAGACGGCGCGGGCCAGCAGAGGGCGGCGAAGCAGGCGUACCUGUCGGCGGCAGAA